AAAAACAUCAAACAAAAAAGUGAAUCUGGGAGACAAAUGUUUUCAGUUGUUUAAUAGCAGAUGGUAUACUACAUUACACACACUUAGCCUGGCUUCGUUGAAGGUUCUGGUUCUUAGUUCUGAAGGUUUCCUUAGUUGCUUAACUAUUACAAAAACUAAGCUUGCAAAGAAGAAAGGAGAACUUCUGAAUGACUGCUUCAACUUGAUGAAGACAAUGGAGAGGAUCGUCCUGAGCCACCUCUGUCACCUAGUGAGUGAUGUGAUGGAUCCUCUGCAGUUUGCCUACAGACCUGACAUUGGUGUGGAAGACGCUGUCAUCUACCUGCUGCACAGAUGCCUUUCACACCUGGAGAACACUGCGAGCACUGUGAGAGUCACCUUCUUCGACUUCUCCAGUGCAUUCAACAAUAAACCUGAAACUUUGGACUCCACAUUCUGGUCACUUUAUUUUGCACAAAUUUUCAUCCAGCUCAAUGAUUAUCAUCAUUUCUCCUAUAUUAUGAUUGCACAUUUCACAACUGCACAUUUUCUAUUUAUUACAGAGACUUUUUUUAAAUGCUGAUUGCUGCACUUUAACUUUGUUACUUCUGUGCCUUUCUUAUAUUUUUAUUUUUCUCUUUUGGUUGCUUGUUUCUUGCUGCUGUAACAUGUGAAUUUCCCACAAGUGGGAUAAAUAAAGUCUAUCUUAUCUUAUCUUAUCUUAAAUACAGUUCUUAAUUGUAUGCUGCCCUCUAGAUGUAUUGAACUGACAUUACUUCAGUCAUGUUUUUGCUGCCUAUACAGACUUAACUGAAGAAAAUUCUGACACAAGACAUUUGGCAUUUACUUGAUGACUGUUUGUUUAUUUGAUUAAGUAUAUAAGUUUAUAAGUAAUUAUCCAGUGACAGUAGACACAUUCAUUCAUUUACUCUUAUAAAGAGAGGAGCAUAGACUAUACUGAGAGGAAUUAUCGUCUGCUGAGAAGACAAGGAUAGGCCUACUAAACUGAAAAUCCACAGCAACCACACUGGAGGUAGCCCUGAUUACUGUACCUAUUUAUAAUGAAAUUUUAAAUGUGAAAAAUACCAUUUUAGGUCUGUUGUUAAGUGACUUUAGAUUUUUUUUUUUUAUUGACAAAUAGAAACAGCAGAUAUGAGCAACAGAAAACACCAACUUAGCCAGGGGGGUUAGAGCACAGACAGAAAUCAAUGAACAAUUCAUAAUGAGAAGAUGUUAUAAAGGGUACACAAGUUCAGUGUUUGGACAGCUUUCUUGUUCUUAAAGUAUAAGACUGAAUUGAUGUAUUGUUUGAUUUCAGUUUCAAAGGUUGUUUAUUGUUGGAAAAUAUGGAUUUAAGGAUAUGUGAUUUUGCAAGUAAUAGUAUCAACCUUAUGAUAUAAUACUGAUUUCUUUUGGAUGAAGGGUAUGUAAGAAAGAUGAACAAUGUGUUUUCAUAAGAAAGUGGAAAUUCAACAUCAAUAAAUCUAGAGAUAAAUGUACAGAUAUCAACCAAAAACACAAAAUAAAUUAAAAAAAUAUAUAGUCUUCUAAAAUCUUCUGGGAUCAGUUGACAGAAAGAGCAGUCCACAUCAAUGUCCCUUUUAAAUUUUUGUUUAAAAAAAAAAAAAAAGCCUUUGGAGGGAUAAAACAAUGAAUUAUCUUGAAUGUCACCUCCCUGAUUUUAUUUGUAAUCAGAUAUUUAGCAAAUUGCAAAUUUGAUGUCAGGUUACCCCAGUGCGAUUACAUUUGGAACAGAGACAAAUUCCUUUUGGAAUAAUAAUCCUCUUCUCAGGGGAUAAACAGAUUCGACCAAAUCAGUACCAACAGGAUCCAGUGGCUCGUUAGGUGACAAUACAUUCAUUGCAAAAUCUUUUGCUACGUCAAAUGGGAAAACCACAAACUUGCUCGUCGGUUGGUUGGUUAACCUGUGAAUCCACUUUGACCUCACCGAAAAUCAGGAAGCAAAACCCUCAAAUACAAAGAUUCACACUUGUCAAGAUAGAUCAUACCUCGCCUUUAAAAACUCCAGCUCUGCUAAUCGUAACAACUUACCAUUAAACCUAGAUAUUAAAGAGCUACAGUCAUUGAAUCGCAUAUAUAACAGCGCAGCACAUUCACUGGUACUAAUGACAUCAUUCAUUUUUCUCUAGAUAACUAAACUAAUGUCUCUAAAGGUCAAGGUUUUGGCUUUGAUUGCGUGAAAUUAAGCAAACGCAGAAGUAAGCAUCAGUGAACUCUCUUGCUUCCUUCAUGUAGCUCUGUACGUGCAUGUGCGUCAACGCAUCAUGUGCUCCCCUCUCGCUCCUCUCACUCCAGACAGAUUCACAACCUUAGACAUGGCUCCGUGAAUAGACACAUGGCAGCUAACAACCAUGAACCUAAAACAACUCACCAAAAAUUGACGAUGCUUAAAUAGUAGCCUUAUUCCGUUCCUCUCGAAAUAAUUUCAACUCCUAAGAUAUCCACGGCUAUUGUUGCCGGUCACUGUCCGGGACAGAGGCGCACUGCAACAUCUACCAGUAUAAUUUCCUCUGAUAUUUCGCAUUUUUGUAGUUAACUUUUUAAGUUUACGUCUCUUCCAACAGAAGCUCAACAUGGGUGUUCAAGGUCUCCAAGAGUACAUUGAAAAGCAUUGCCCCAGCGCUGUGGUGCCGGUGGAGCUUCAGAAGCUGGCUCGGGGGAGCAUGGUUGGUGGUGGCCGGCAGAGACCUCAGAGUCCGCUGAGACUGCUGGUGGACGCCGAGAACUGCCUCCAUCGGCUCUACGGAGGCUUCUACACCGACUGGGUCAGCGGGGGCCAGUGGAACCACAUGCUGGGGUACCUGGCUGCCCUCUCUAAGGCAUGCUUCAACGGCAACAUUGAGCUCCUGGUGUGCUUCAAUGGCGCCCUGGAGAAAGGCCGUCUUCACGAAUGGGUCAAACGGCAGGUGAAUGAGAGGCAGACCGCUCAGCAAAUCAUCAGCCACGUCCAGAAUAAGGGCACCCCUCCGCCCAAAGUCUGGUUCCUUCCUCCCGUGUGCAUGGCUCACUGCAUCCGACUGGCGCUCCUCAGGUUCCACGUCGGAGUUGUCCAGAGCAUCGAGGACCACCACCUGGAAGUGAUAGCCUUGUGCAGGGAGAAUGGUUUCCACGGCCUGGUGGCUUAUGACUCUGACUACGCUCUGUGCAACAUCCCAUACUACUUCAGUGCCCAUGCCCUCAAACUGAGCCGCAACGGCAAAAGCCUCACCACCAGCCAAUACCUGAUGCACGAAGUGGCACGGCAGCUUGAUCUUAACCCAAAUCGUUUUGUCAUUUUCGCCUCACUUUUAGGAAAUCACAUAUUGCCUGAUGAAGACUUGGCUGCCUUUCACUGGAGCUUACUUGGUCCAGAGCAUCCAUUAUCAUCUUUGAAGGUGCGUGCCCACCAGCUUGUACUCCCACCCUGUGAUGUUGUAAUCAAGGCUGCAGCUGACUACGUCCGCAAUAUUCCAGACAUCACUGACCUGGAGUCCAUUGCUAAGGAUAUCUUCAAGCAUUCGUCGUGCACUGAUGACAAAGUCAUACGCUUCAAGAGGGCAGUGGAGUACUACUCCUUGGCCAGCAAGCCCCCCUCAUACCUCCCUCCACAGUUAGUCAGACCAAAACACAUAGGAGUGCCUGUUGCAGUGCCAUCUCCAAAAAUCCUCAACAUUCCACAGGUGCCGCUGCCUGAAAAACCUGAGGUCCAGCUUUCGUACCCAGACCCUCUGGUGGAGCGCAACCUGGUCCUGGACACGGUGGACAAAGGCCUCCCAGAGCAGAGCAGUUUCAGCAACAUUCCUCAUGAGGGGAAGCACACACCACUGUAUGAGAGGUCCUCUCCCAUUAAUCUGGGCCAGGCCAGUAGUCCCAACCACACAGAGGCUGCUUUCUUCAAUGCCUCCUCCACUUCCUCCUCCUCAGAGAAUGAUGAGAGCUUAGGCUUAACUGCCAAUCAUGUUAGUGACCACAAGGGGGAAUGGGAGAGAAAUGGACAUAUUCUUCACUCUGAAAACAGUGAAGAUCAGAGGGACAGAUCAGAGGGAAAAAAGGGAGCCCAAACAAAAGCUGACCAUUGUGUGACCUCUGCUGUGAGGCCAGGGUUGCAGGCUGCUGGUCUCCACAGCUUGAAUGCCCAGAUCCCCUCUCUGCUCUCCAUGCCCACAAGGAACCACAUGGACAUAACCAUCCCACCUCUCCCUGAUGUGGUCCCCGAAGUCCUGCGGGUGGCCGAGCACAGACACAAGAAGGGCAUUAUGUACCCAUACAUCUACCAUGUUCUCACCAAGGGAGAGAUUAAGCUAUCUGUCACCAUUGAAGAUGAAGCUAACAAAGACCUGCCUACAGCAGUACAGCUGUUUCGGCCUAUCCGUCAAUAUGUUUAUGGAGUGCUCUUCAGCCUGGCAGAGGCCAGGAAGAAGGCUGAGAGACUUGCCCAGAGGAAGAACUGUCUCCCUGAAUAUACACAUGUCAUGGUCAAAGAGUGGGCCGCCUACAAAGGCAAGUCUCCCCACACUCCAGAGCUGGUCGAGGCUUUGCCCUUCAGGGAGUGGACCUGUCCCAACCUGAAGAAGCUGUGGUUGGGGAAGGCUGUGGAGGACAAGAACCGCAGGAUGAGGGCGUUCCUUGCCUGCUUGCGCUCUGACACUCCAGCUAUGCUGAACCCUGCCAAUGUCCCCACACCCCUUUUAGUGCUCUGUUGUGUGUUGCGGUUUAUGUUACAUUGGCCAGGAGUAAGAAUUUUGCGUCGUAACGAACUUGACGCUUUCCUAGCCCAAGCCCUCUCUCCUAAACUUUAUGAGCCUGACCACCUACAGGAACUGAAGAUCGACAACCUGGACCCACGAGGAGUCCAGCUGGCUGCGCUGUUCAUGAGUGGAGUGGACAUGGCUCUGUUUGCCAAUGAUGCAUGCGGACAGCCUAUUCCUUGGGAACACUGCUGUCCAUGGAUGUAUUUUGAUGGCAAGCUGCUUCAGAGUAAACUCAUCAUGGCCAACAGGGAGAAGGCCCAGCUCAUUGACCUCUGUGAUGGUCAGGUUGAACUGGUUGCCAAGGUGGAGAAGAUGCGUCAAAGUAUCUUGGAAGGUCUCAACUUCACUCGUCAACCUCAUCCUCCUCCAUUCCCCCCACCACCACCUCCACCUCCACCUCCUCAUGGGAUGCCUUUCUACACCCCCACCAGUUCUUUCUACCCCACAGCCCCUAUGAUGCCUACUCAGGGGAGAGGUAGGGGGAUGCCUGGACUUCAAGGAAUCUCAUCACAGGGCGGGAAGCUGGAGAUAGCUGGCACUGUGGUGGGUCAGUGGGCUGGAACUCGGCGCAGCAGAGGAAGAGGAGGCCUCCCCAUCCAGGUGGUGUCUGUUGGUGGACCAAAUAGAGGUCAUCUGAGAGGAGUGAUUUCCACACCUGUUAUAAGGACGUUUGGUCGAGGAGGAAGGUACCACACUCAAGCCUUCCAAAGUCAGGGAACAUACCUGAAUGUUAAGAACGGCCUACUGUGAGUCAUGGCAGCUGCAGACUUGGCUGGAAUCCAGGUGGCUGAGGUUGCGGUGGUAACCAUGGAAACGCAGGAUCCAGGUGGAUUCUCCCAGAGGCCGUGUCUCCAGUUGUCACAAUGACGGAUUCUGAUGGUGUCUCCACAGUUCAGCAUUAGUUGAGUUUAUUCGUAGACUUUCUGUCUGGGCAAACUUAGUUUCUUGCAGGUUUAUUUGCAGGCAGUUGUGUAGUCUGCGGGCCUCUCUCGCGGGUUGAGAGAAAUUAAGCUCUCACAUAGCCUACUUAACGUUUGCUGGGUGACUUUAGAGGAGGCUGGUGUUUAGAGGAAUAGUCUAAAAUGGUCAAAUCUUCAGAUAAAAAUGCAGGAUUAUCAAAAAAAAUAUAAGUAUUCAGAUGCUUUUGUUCCUUUAGCUUACCUUGACGUUGCUUGGCGUAAGAAAUAGAGAAAGUCACUUGCGCGUAUAGACAAAAGAAAAAGUAACUUGCGGAGCACGUGGUGGAUAGAGAGCAAAGGAACACAGAAAAUUAUAGGGCAUGGCCAGUGGCUGUGUAGCUUGGAGCUGAUUUCAACCAAAGGCAUUUAUCUUUGUGCACUAGAGUGUUUAUUCUCUUUGAGGAUAGUGUCAGGUUUAAAGGCGGAGUGAGGUGGUCUCAGCCAAUCAUGAUUUGUUGUCCUUUGUUGUCGUUUCAUGAUGCGCCAAAUGUUUUCUAUUGGUGAAAGGAUGCAGUAUGUGGUUUAGUAUUGUCUUGCUGAAAUAUGCAAGGCCUUCCCUAAAAGAGACAUUGUCUGGAUGGGAGCAUAUGUUGCUCUAAAACCUCUAUGUACUUUUCAGCAUUGAUGGUGCCUUUCCAGAUGUAUAAGCUGCCCACAGCAUAGGCACUAAUGCAACCCCAUACCAUCAGAGAUGCAGGCUUUUGAACUAAGCGCUAAUAACAAGCUGGAUGGUCCUUCUCCUCUUUAGUCCUCAUGGCGUCCAUGGUUUCCAAAAAGAAUUUCAAAUUUUGAUUCUGACCACAGAACAGUUUUCCUCAUUUUGCCUCAGACCAUUUUAAAUGAGCUUUGGCUCAGAGAAGACGGCGGCAUUUCUGGAUCAUGUUCACAUAUGGAUACUUUGCAUGAUAGAGCCGUAAGCUGCAUUUGUGGAUUGCAUGGUGAACUGUGUUCACAUACGGUGAUUUCUGGAAGUGUUCCUGAGCCCAUGCAGGGAUUUCCAGUAGAGAUUCAUGCCUAAUUAAUUGUCAAAUGCUCCUCCAGUUAUUUUUGAUUUGUGCCAAUUACUACAACACCUGAUAUGUUAUGUUCUAUUGCUAAUGAAAUAUGAGAUUUGCAGAUGAUUGCAUUCUGUUUUUAUUUACAUUUCACACAGCAUCCCAACUUUUUUGGAAUUGGGUUUGUAUAACUUGGUGAUGCUAAUACUUAAAGAAAGACAGUGCAUUAAUACAAACAUGCAUUAAAACACAUUUCUUGCAAAUCUUAACACAGUUAAGCUCAUUAUUUGAUAAAGCUGCAAAAGAAUAAAUUGUGUUCAUCAUUAGUAAUAAAUGAGUGGCACUACAAGACAUGAAGAACAAUCAUUUGAUUCCAAUACCUGACAAACAUUAUGUCUAACUUCUUUAGUUAAGCUUAGACAUGGUCAAUAGAUGGCAGUAUGGUUCCAUGGCAAAUAUUUGAAUUAAUUCCUCAUAUUACUAGCUUAGCUUAGCAACAUUAUAGGUGCCAGGCUGAUGUCAGGCUGAUGCCAGAUGUCGCUACAGUGUAUAAUUUAAUAUUGGUAUAUACAAGGUAUGGCUAUUAAAGAAACAAGACUAAUGUCAUAUAUUUUUAUUGAACAUAAACAUUUUUCAAUGUCUUUCUCCUUCAAUACCACUGCAUUUGGGUCUUCCACUGAUCAAAGCAGUGCAGUAGGUCUUCUUCUGGCAGUUGUCUCAGAACCUCUGUUGUUCUUUACUUAACUUCUGACACAGACUAAAAUGUGUUUCUUUGGCCACAGGUUUGAUCUUAGGAAAAAGGAAAGAGUCACACAGUGCUAGAUCAGGUGAAUAGGGAGGGUGAUCAAGCACUGUGAUUUGUUUUUGGGCCAGAAACUGCUUUAUCAAGAGCGCAGUAUAAGCUGGCGUGCAGACAUUUUGGGACAACUUUGGCACACACUUAUGUCAUGUUCAAAUUUUCAUGCAAAAUUUGCUGAACUGUCUCUUUAUCAAUGGAGAUCAUUUCUGCUGUCAUUGUUAUACUGAGUUGUUGAUCAUUUCGAAUUAUUUAUUCAAUUUGUUGAAUGUUUUCAAAAGUUUUUGAUGUGCAUGUGCACCCAGAAAGUUCAUCAUCUUGGACAUCCUCUCUGCCUUCACAAAAUCUUUUGUGCCAUUCAAAUAAUUCGAUAUGAUAAAAUCUGUUGGAGGAGUCUGAUCAAUGCAACAUCCCCAAAUAGCAAAAAAGAGCCAAAAAUGAGCAAAAUUUGCACAUUAAAAUUAAAAUGGCUGACUUCAUUUAGGUUUUAGGCCAUGAUAUCAGUAGACUUUUUUGUACAUCUUGGCAUUUCACAUAUGUCUACCUAGUACAAGCCAAGCCCAAUGGCAAGGGGUUUUUGAAAAUUUCCGUUGGCGCUUUAGAGCUAUUUUCACCAGCCAUGCACAAGACCCCUAAAAUAUGUAAACUGUCACCAGAUCUGAUGCGUGUGCAAAGUUUCGUGAGUUUUUGAGACUGUUUAGGCCCUCAAAAAUGUGAUAUAUUUGCUACAGGAAUAAUAAUGAAGAAAAUAAUAAUCCAAGCAGUUCCAAUAAACAGUGUUCAGGCCAUAAUUAUCCUCUGCAAAUUGUGAAUUUCAAAUUUCAUGGCACUUUCACAAAUAGUUGUUGCUCUAGACCAAAUCAGUUUGAAAGGCAGUCAUGUUUUAGGCCUUGCUGCUUCAGAGCAACGCAUUACAAUGGUGGAAUGCUACCAUUAAUUUAGAAUUUAAUGCAUCCAGUCAAGGGACAUAUGGGUCUUGGUAUUAUGGUAUAUAGGUGGAAUAUACAGUACAUUCCUCAAGAACUGGAAGAACAACUUCUAGUAUUUCUAUUUUAGGAAUGUGUGAUCGUCCUAUCAGUUGUUAUUAGGCUUUAUCAUAGACUGUUUAAUUACAGUGUACAGCGUACACAACCAUUGUGUGAGGUUUCAGGGUGUGUAGGAACUACAGCCUCUCAGCAGGUCUUUGUGCUGUUUAAAAGCCCUUUGUUUUACUGUUAAUUAACCUCUACAUUACUCUUCAGUCUUUUUGUUGUUGUUACCAGGACCUUCAGCCCACAUUUGUUUUUUCCCCAUGUGUUACACAUCUCAGUCACUGUUGCAGUGUAAUAGUUUUUGGUAUCCGUUUAACAUUCUUUUUGUCUGUCUG
Lates calcarifer (barramundi perch) is the source of this 8846-nucleotide messenger RNA. Its product is annotated as constitutive coactivator of PPAR-gamma-like protein 1. The record is from RefSeq and is a predicted model, not a curated record. Gene Ontology annotation, cellular component: nucleus. The transcript is spliced from 17 exons. Lineage: Eukaryota; Metazoa; Chordata; Actinopteri; Centropomidae. Bases 2574 to 5480 code for a protein of 968 amino acids.